CAGGGUUGACAGUCUCCACAAAGUCGUGGAAGGAGUGCGGCGGCUAAGCUAACUGCAACCACCGCAACUAGCUACAUGUGGAGGGUAAAACGGGAUUCAUCCCCGACCCUUACUCUGUCCAAAUUUCUCCUUUUUACCCAAAACAACUCUAAAGUUCAGCAUCAUCGAACAUAAGGAAUAUUAUCUGUUUACAAUGAAAGGCCGGAUUGAGCUGGGGGAUGUUACGCCCCACAACAUUAAGCAGCUGAAACGCCUGAACCAGGUCAUCUUCCCUGUCAGCUACAACGACAAGUUUUACAAAGAUGUACUGGAAGUUGGAGAGCUUGCAAAGCUAGCAUACUUCAAUGACAUUGCAGUGGGUGCUGUGUGCUGCAGAGUGGACCACUCUCAGAACCAGAAGAGACUGUACAUCAUGACGCUCGGCUGUCUAGCACCCUACCGUAGACUUGGAAUUGGUACAAAGAUGCUGAAUCAUGUGCUAAACAUCUGUGAGAAGGAUGGCACUUUUGACAACAUUUACCUUCAUGUGCAGAUCAGCAAUGAGUCAGCCAUUCACUUUUACCAGAAGUUUGGCUUUGAGAUCAUCGAAACAAAAAAGAAUUACUACAAGAGGAUAGAGCCCGCAGAUGCCCAUGUGUUGCAGAAGAGUCUGCGCAGCCCAUGUGCACCGCCCACCGGAGAGCUUCAGAAGGCAGAGUAGGGGCACAGCGUUUGGAAAGAGCACAAAUGUGCCCGCCUCCACAGAAACAGAACUGUGACAAAUGCCCCAGGGUCGACACAUUCAACACUUUCUUCAAAGGACGCUAAAAAGAGAAAACAAAUUUAAAGUACAAAAAAUGCUGCAUUUAUUUUGCAAAGGGGUCCCCUUUGAUUUUUGAAUAUUUUAUUGCUCCCCUUUCUUCAUACAGAAAAUUGAAAACGACAAAAAGCUCAGUAUCCAAAAGUGUGCUCCGAUUGACAAAGUUGCCAACUUCAGACAGUUUUAGACUUGGUGAAGGGGAAGGGUGUGUUGUUUGCAAAUCAUACUGUUUGUGUUUGAGUUGUUUUUAUGCGGUUACAAAGCUAUUGGGGACAUAUCUACACUGUUGAGCAAGAGACAACAGGUGGUUUGAAGCUGUAAAAUUGUUGAAAGACCAUCACUGACACACAAGACCCAGCUGGUCAGCUUGGAGUGAUGCUUUGAGAUGUUGCGUGGAACAGGCACAACUCUAUUCCCUCACCACCCGAACCCUGGGAUUUAUGGGAAAUGAGUCUGACCAGCUUGUUGAUUAUGUCAUGUCCAGAGGGGAAAAGCAGAAAUGUAUCCCCUCAGUUCGGGCAUAGAGAAGGCUAAACGGUUUUGAGGUGGUGGAAAGACGUCACCACUCAUAAUUUCUGAGUAACUUUAUUUUCCAGCCUGUUAAUUUAAUUCCCCUUCAACUGUUAUUUUUUACAUUGAAAUGGCAAAUGGUUCAGAGGUUCUCCUGGGUUUAAUACUACGAGUGAAAACAUUACAAAAUAAAAACAUUACAAAAUAUUGUAUUGAAUGUGUUUCUGGGAACUUCACAUCUUCUUAUGAAGGACAUUCAACUAACUGAUUGGCAAUUGGAUUAGGGCAAUAUUUACAGUAGUAUAAUGAAGGUGUGUGAGGAUGUGCAUCUCUAAACACAUGGAAGUGUUAUGAGACAUCCUACCUUAAACACCUUUGGCAACUUAUGUAACCACCUUUCAGAAUUGGUCUUCUCAAACUACCUGCUUCUGUUUCACCAGUAGGUUUUGAAGCUUGGCGGAUAGUUUGGAAGUUUUAAGGUCUCUUGAACAGUGUUUUACCCAGAGGAAGCUCUGUACCCUCUGCAUGCAAGGAGAGUUGUGUCCUCUCCACUGUAGUAUAAGCAUGUUUUCCUUUCUUUGAAGAAUUUUAUCUUUUCUGGAGCUCUAUAUUGUAAGACUUUUUAAACGUCUAAAUAAAGGAAUUACUAUUUGCAGUAAA
Molecule: messenger RNA, 1969 nt
Organism: Cottoperca gobio
Lineage: Eukaryota; Metazoa; Chordata; Actinopteri; Perciformes; Bovichtidae
Gene: naa50
Product: N-alpha-acetyltransferase 50, NatE catalytic subunit
Exons: 5
Coding region: 194-700 (168 amino acids)
Biological process (GO): mitotic sister chromatid cohesion
Cellular component (GO): NatA complex
Molecular function (GO): acyltransferase activity, transferring groups other than amino-acyl groups
Source: RefSeq, a predicted model, not a curated record